AUGGCUAAUGAUCAAGACAUUAUUAGCAACAAAAUUCCCGAACUCAUACAUGAUGUCGUCGAGUUAAUACUCAGCAAACUCCCUUACUAUUAUUUGCCGAGCUGCAGGUUGGUCUGCAAAACAUGGAACAAUGUGAUUUUAAGUUCUAAAUAUGACCUUUCAAUCUCAGCUGAUUCCAAUUUCUUGCUUGCCCAUGUUUAUUCCAACCGCCGUGAUUGUCCCUCGUUUCGUGAUCUCCAUUGUUUGGAAUUGGAUCCCGACCACGUGAAAGGGGUGAGGAGUGUUGCUUCACUCAACUUGCAUCGUAAGUAUUUCCAACAUUCUUUUAUCUCAACUAUUAAUUCGUGCAAUGGACUCUUAGCUUUUGUAGUCACCAAAAACACAAAGAGAUGGCUGACUCCGAAUACGGUCGUCAUAUUUAACCCCAUGACCAAUGAGUACCUUGAACUCCCCAAAGACGAAUUCAAACGGAAACGGCUUAACUGUUCCUAUGGAUUUGGAUUUUGUCCUAGAACAAAGCAGUACAAAGUAGUAAGAAACUCCACCGUCGAUGAUAGAAACUCCACCGUCCAUAGCAAUUACAAAUCAGAGAUUUUUGCUUUCGGAACCCGGCAGGAAUGGACGCGUAUUGAGUCGCCGUCCUGUUCUUUUCAUGGAUGUCAUGGUGCUUACUUGAAUGGAGGGCUGCAUUGGAUUGGACAAAAUGAUCUUGGUUAUAAUGUCAUUUAUCGUCUAAAUAUGGAAGAUGAGAAGUACAAGCAAAUUCCUUUUCCUAAUCAUGAUGGUUAUUUUCCUUAUAUUGGAGUAUUUAAUGGCGCUCUUCAUCUCACUAUUUCCAUGGAGGAGUACGAAUACAGAAUAUGGAAGAUGGAAGGAGAUGGUUCGUGGAUUAAAUCGUUUAGUGUCAUCGUACCAACAAAAAAUAUUAUUUCUUUUUCAAAAUCAACGGUUGAACAGAUUAAAACAUGUAAAGAUGGGAAGAUCUUGUGUGUUUGGGCUGGAGCUCAAUUUGUGUUGUAUGAUCCGAAGACGGAAACGAUGGAGAAGCUGAUGGAGGAUACAAUUGUGAGGUAUUUUUCCGUUCACAACAUUGAUUGCUUCAAUUUUAGUGCUCUUCGUGAUAUUUUAACAGGAAAGUUUUGUAAAUUUUGA
This is a messenger RNA of Cucurbita maxima (winter squash), 1152 nucleotides long. Its product is annotated as F-box protein At3g07870-like. Bases 1 to 1152 code for a protein of 383 amino acids. NCBI's taxonomy places the organism in Eukaryota, Viridiplantae, Streptophyta, Magnoliopsida, Cucurbitales, Cucurbitaceae. Gene Ontology annotation, molecular function: protein binding. The record is from RefSeq and is a predicted model, not a curated record. The transcript has a single exon.